UUCCAUAGCAUUCUGAUCGGAAUUUCUUUGCACUACAAUUAUUUUGAGUGAACUAGUCAUAGGACUUGCAUUUUUAGUCUGUGCUAUUUUUGCUAUUUACUAGUGUUUAAAUUACUUUAACUACUUUUUAAUGUCAUCUACACGCCAAAGAUUGAAUAUCGUUACAAAAUUGAAUAAUAUUCAUGUAGAAGAUUUGCAAUAUGUGGAGCAGGAUCUAUGCUAUUAUGAAUUGGUGUCUUUGGGUUUUUUACUGUUCGGCGAUGAACGCGCAAACGCUGAAUUCGCGCUGCAAAAGCUGCUCAUACUCUCCAAUACACACAAAGGGCGCAGUUGCGGUGGCGCUGAUUUGCUCACCAAAUACAUUGGCGUUAAUCCACGAAAUUGGCGCUCGCACGUAGUGGAAGCUUUGUCUAUAAUCGGUGCACGCCGUGUCUUACGCAAGCUGGGCUUCGACUGGAAUGAGUUGCACCAACACUAUCUGCCACACAUUGUUGAAUUGAGCGUACAUGUGCAUCCGCUGCUAAAGGCAUUAUAUCGCAUAUGUGAUCGUUUGAAACCGGCGCAGGCGGGGCAAUUGGUAUUACGUGUGAAUGAGCAACGCACGGGCACAGAGGAUCAUUUACGUUUCUAUGAUUUCGCAUAUUUGGAAAUAUUCCUAUUGGAUUGGCUAUCACGUCGAAUUAUCAGUUUGGGUGAUCGUGUGACAAAUGGCGCGGAUGUUGAUGUGUUGCUCGAAUUUUUUAAAUUCUACGAACUGGAUGGCUUAAAAACGCUGUUACUCGAAACCAUUGUAAAUAGUGCAGAUAAUCAACGCAUGUGCAAUAAUGCACAUAUUAGUAUGGAUUAUGCAACGGCGAUAGCUGGAAAUAAUAAAAAUCAUGUUACUAAAACAAAUGAAACAACAACAACUCAAACAGCUGCAAAUGCCACUGCCUCAGUACGUAGCUGUGAUUUAACCAUAGAUGAAAGGUACGUAGUGCGGCACGAAAGUGCCGGCAUACUAUUGAUCAUCAAUCAACUGAACUUCCAUGAAGAACCCGAUGCUGCCAUGAAGCAUUUAUUGCCAAAAAAAACGCUUUCGCCACGUAUGGGCUCGAAUGUGGACAAGGAUCGUUUGAGAGAUGUUUUUGCGCCUUUCGGUUACAAACCGAUGGUGUUUGAAGAUCUUACUCAUCUUGAACUAAUGCAUCGCAUACGAGAAACAGUCAAAUUAUCCUUUCAAUAUGAUUCGCUAAUUGUGUGCAUACUUUCGCAUGGCACCGAAGGCUCUGUAUAUGGCAGCAACAGCAUACCUGUGGAAAUAUCAGAAAUCGAGCAUAUAAUCACCGGUGACACGAUAAUUGCCAAGCCUAAAUUACUUAUCAUACAAGCUUGCCAGAAAGAUGAAUCACCAAUAAAUGAACAACGCCAAAAGCCCAAUGUGGCGCCACAUCGUUUCGGUGAUUUGAUGAAGGCUAUGUCCACUGUGCCCGGCUAUGCGGCAAUGCGUCAUACGAUUGAAGGCACUUGGUUUAUACAGGAACUUUGCGAUGCUGUACAGCGUUUCGGCGAUCGCAAUCACAUUGGCGAUAUUUUAACUACUGUUAAUCGCAAAGUCAGCGAACGUCGUGGGAAUAAAGACGAAAUCAUGAUGCCCAUAUCGAGUUACACGCUGCGCAAAUUAUUCUUUUUACCACCGCGUAAGUAACAACUAGCAGCGAGUAAGUGAAGUAGCUUAUGUGACAAUUAGCUUUCGUUUAAUUAUAUUAAAUCGUGUAAAAGUAGUAUAAAAAAAAAUUUCGAAAUUAUUGUUGUAGUUGUUUGUUUUAGUUAAGUAGCAACGUCUAGCACAAAAAAGUGUAUAAUUUUAGUGCGCAUGUUAUAAUAUAAAUAUUGUAAACCAAAAUUUCUUUUAUAAAUUAAAAAUAUUUUUUUAGUAAUUUCUGUGCUGUGUCAUAAUUUAAAUGUGUCAAGUUUGUAGAAUGAAAUAUAUACAAUUACUCUUUUAAGCAAUAAUAUAUAUUUAAUUUCACGUGUAACGCAAUUUAAUUCUAAUACUUUUUAUACAAAAAAAAAAACAAA
This is a messenger RNA of Zeugodacus cucurbitae (melon fly), 2061 nucleotides long. Its product is annotated as caspase-8. Gene Ontology annotation, biological process: proteolysis. Bases 131 to 1687 code for a protein of 518 amino acids. NCBI's taxonomy places the organism in Eukaryota, Metazoa, Arthropoda, Insecta, Diptera, Tephritidae. Gene Ontology annotation, molecular function: cysteine-type endopeptidase activity. The transcript has 7 exons. The record is from RefSeq and is a predicted model, not a curated record.